CUCUCUGACUUCUUUUUCGUAUUCAACAUGGUUUUAGCUCACUCUUAUCUCUCACUCCCCCUGUCUCCCUCUGUGCACUCGGUGAUGGACUGGUGAUGUGACCUACCAAAUGUUUCUCUGAGAAGCCCAUCUUUGCAAGCUCCGUGGAAACUGAUACUUCUCCUGCUGCGGUAUUUGACUCUUACCAAUCUCUUAAAAUAAGAACCAUUUGCACUUUUAAGAAAUCUGAAAAGAUGCAAGUCGUGCUCCUAUAUUUUUACAAUUCAACGAGACAUUGAAAGGAUUCCCCCCUUUUCAGGAAUCAAGUGCGAUCGGAACUAAUGUUGGACGCCAGUGGACGGGCUUUUUCUACCUGUGCUUUCGCGAGUAGCUCUUUACAAAACGGGGAAUACAUCUUUGUAGUUAAUACCUUGCUCUCUUGUAAUCUUGGUGGGGUAACUCACACGGACUCUAUCGUUUAAAAAGGGAAAUGGUCUGGUUAGAGUCUUAACCUCACUGAUAAAUAUAUCUUAAAUGGUACAGUAAGCUUUUUUAUUUUUUCCAGUUGUUACAACUUUGGUGGCGUAAAACCUGGUAUUCAUAGAUACACAUGGACGGAAGACGUUUUUUGAUAUAAAACCUAUCCCAUCGCUUUCCUGCCUUGUGCACCUGCAGGGUCCUUAUAAGACUCUAAGGGAGAACUUUGUUGUGUUAAGCUUAUGCGUAAUUCCAGGAGGCAUCGUACUACUGCAAGGUGGUAGCAAUUUUUCGGUGCACGGUGUCGUAACUUAGAGUACUGAAAUUGACAGGAUCAGCAGGGCGUAUGUUGUCCCAAGCAAUCCCAUGCCACCAAUAACAAGGAUUCAAGGACAAGAAUGUGACAGAAACUACUUCUGCAAACGUCUGAAAGAUAUUUCGUCGCCGAACUGGGAAGCGUGGAUUAAGUUCUUAAUAACAAGCGAGUUCUAUGUAUCCCCUUGUUUUUUACAAGUCUGGCUGGUUUUAAGACGAGCAGAAGAGGAAUGCUGCUCCGUGAUAUAUUGCCGCUCAGUUUAAGUUCUUGGCCUUUUCUGUUUGGUCACUGCUUUCUUACGUCAUUUUUACUUUUAUUUCAGUUUACUCAGGGUGAGCUUCAAAAAUCAUGCUCAAGGACCAUAGCAGAGAAGGCGAGUGAGAGCUGCCAGCUGACAUGCCAAUGUAGACCGUACCCUCCUCUACCACCCCCACCCCCUCCACCCCCUCCCCCAAGGCUGCUGGUCUCCCAAACACCUGAACCCAGUGUGCCUCAGAUGAAGCCCUGGUGGAAAGAAAUUGUUAUUAUAGGCACGGUGGGAUGUGCUACUGUGCUGUUCCUUCUGUUAAUGGUCAUCAUUUGCUACAAGGCAAUAAAAAGGAAACCGCUUAGAAAGGAGGAGAAUGGAACAAGCCGGGGGGAAUAUGCAAUGAGUUCCCGCAACAAUAAGGCCCUGGAUGCCAACAAUGCCGUGGUGUAGCACUGUGAGAUGAAGAAGAACGAUAACUCAGUAAACACUCUCCUCCAACUUUCACUCCUUUCCAACUACCAGUGGUGGGGGGGGGGAGGCUGAACUUUGAAUGCACGUGAAGAUCAUGCUUAACGCACAUCGGCUUUGCUAGGAAAUGGAAGAGUUUAAACCGCUGGAAAGAGAGUGCUUUGGGGCUCAGGGCAUUCUUUACAUAUAGUGCAGACAUCAGAUAUUCAGAGCAGGAAGGCAUCUCAUCUGUGAAGCCUUGGUGACUGUCGGAGGAUGAGCUUGUCAGUCCCCGUGACUGCAAUAAGAGACGUGCACAAAAGUUUUUUUUUUCCGAAAACAAAAA
Lepisosteus oculatus (spotted gar) is the source of this 1815-nucleotide messenger RNA. RefSeq names its product proline rich membrane anchor 1 (gene prima1). Lineage: Eukaryota; Metazoa; Chordata; Actinopteri; Semionotiformes; Lepisosteidae. The record is from RefSeq and is a predicted model, not a curated record.